Molecule: messenger RNA, 1098 nt
Organism: Rhipicephalus sanguineus (brown dog tick)
Lineage: Eukaryota; Metazoa; Arthropoda; Arachnida; Ixodida; Ixodidae
Product: glutathione S-transferase
Exons: 2
Coding region: 50-712 (220 amino acids)
Biological process (GO): glutathione metabolic process
Molecular function (GO): glutathione transferase activity
Source: RefSeq, a predicted model, not a curated record
CUAACAUUGCUCUCUGUUUCUACUUUCUUUAGCGUUGGUAAGCAGUGAUAUGGCGCCGACGUACGGCUACUGGGACCUGCGCGGUCUGGGCCAGCCGAUCCGAAACCUGCUCGUCUACAAGGGCGUGCCCUUCGAGGACAAGCGGUACAAGUUCGGCGCGGCGCCCGACUACGACCGCGAGGAGUGGCUCAAGGAGAAGUUCACGCUGGGACUCCGGUUUCCAAACCUGCCGUACUACAUCGACGGCGACGUGAAGAUGACGCAGAGCAUGGCCAUCAUCCGUUACCUGGCCAGAAAGCACGACCUCGCCGCAAGGAACGAGCAGGAGACCCAGGAGCUGGACAUGCUCGAGCAGCAGGCGCGCGACCUGGCCUGGAACCUGGUGAUGGCCGUGCACUCGCCAAACUACCCAGAAUCUCGUCGCAAGUACGAGGAGAACAUGGAGAACGCGCUGCGGCCUUGGGACGAACUGCUGCAGGGCAAGCUGUGGGUGCUGGGAGACCGGCUCACGUACGUCGACUUCCUGGCGUACGAGGCGCUCGACUGGAACUACGAGCUGAACGCGGGCGUGUUCCAGGGCUUCCCCAUACUGGUCGCAUACCUGAAGCGCUUCGAGGAGCUACCCAACCUACGGCAGUACUUCUCGUCUGGAAAGUACAGCAAGUACCCAAUCCUGGGGCCCAUGGUCAAGUGGGGAUUCAAGAAACACUAGUGGCGCCGCACCGUUGCAGCUAUAUGUGUGCGCUCUCGGCAUCCGCCGCGUGUACCGCGUGGCGUUGGUACCACUUGACCUCUCGGCAUCCACCGCUUGGCCUUGGCGCACCAAAGGGCACGAUCCAAACCCUCAAGAUACACGCUAUCCGACCUGAACCCCCGUCGAAGUACUGCCUUCGACGGAACCUGCGCAAUGGGACAGAAAACGUCUGCCAACUACAAUCUCAUUCUCGAGAGAGUCGAGUUAACAAUACAAAAACCAUCAUCACUUCCUGAUAAUGUAGAUCAACUCUGUUUCGGCAUUGGCUUUGAGUCUGCUUCAUUUGUAAUUACGAGAACUGUUGGAAAUAAAGUUAAUUACGUGCCUUUUAAUGAUAAAAAGUA